Sardina pilchardus (European sardine) is the source of this 929-nucleotide messenger RNA. RefSeq names its product parathyroid hormone 4 (gene pth4). Gene Ontology annotation, biological process: bone mineralization. Lineage: Eukaryota; Metazoa; Chordata; Actinopteri; Clupeiformes; Clupeidae. Gene Ontology annotation, cellular component: extracellular region. Gene Ontology annotation, molecular function: hormone activity. The record is from RefSeq and is a predicted model, not a curated record. The transcript is spliced from 3 exons. Bases 1 to 444 code for a protein of 147 amino acids.
AUGGCCAGACGAGUUUCUCAGGGGACCAAGGAUAUCUACGCAACCUGUACGCUUGUCAUCAGCCAGGAACAGACCAUGCUUGCAUCCCAGUCACAAUUUGUAGCUGUUCUGGUACUUGUGGUUUUAACAGCUGUUCAGGGUCAGGAUGACAGACGGAGGGCAGUGACUGAGCAUCAGCUGUUGCAUGACCGUGGUCGCACCAUUCAGAGUCUGAAGAGACUCAUAUGGCUCUCCAGUGCUAUCGAAGGGCUCCACACAGCUCAAGCUCGUGAUGUUGUUGACAACGACAACAACGACCCUUCCAGGUGCUGCUCGAACCGUCUACAGCAGCUCAUUGCUCAGGCUAGCAGGGACAGCAAUGGACACAAGGGGGCGAUGGAGUCAAUGUUCAGUGACAUCUUCAGACCGCAAAUUACGGCAGUACUGCCAGGUCCAGAAAAAUAGCUUUUACUUGUAUAGUUCAUGGUUUCUAAACUUUGUGCCAAUGAAAUGAGUGUGCUCCCGAAUGGCCUCUUAUUUCACUGUACAGGAGAUGUAUUUGUAGACAGAAUUUCACUGGUGUACAUUGCCAUUAUGCGUGAGUGUGUGUGUGUGUGUGUGUGUGUGUUUUCUGCCAACCUCAUUGUUUAGUCUGUUCACAUGUUGCCAGCACUGCUACUGUUGUGAAUAGGAAAGAGAUCAUAUUGUGGACUGGUCGAGGGAACACUUGAAAGAAAAUCAGAAAUACUGGAUUGUUUCCUACUCAGGAUCAUUAUGGACAGGGAAAAUGUGUUUCAGAUAUAGGAAAUGUGCAGGUCUCCAUGUGGCUUUGCUCUGCAGCGUCAUAUGCAGUUAAGCAGAAAAAAUGACAUAGUUGAAAGGUCAAGACUGAAUACUGAAAGGUUGACAAAUAAGACCUGUGUACAGUUCAAUAAAAGUUUUUUGGUUUA